ACAGAUGGCGCUAUUUGUUGGACUUGUGCCGACUGUUUCUAACGAGCAUGCUUUAUUGACAUUUUGGACGAUAUUUAUAAAUAAUUUAAUUCAAGCUGGCCUUAACUAGAAUUUGAAUCAUUUGUAAUUUUUUGACCAUCGAUCUGUGUUAAGUUAAACCGCUGGUUUUCAAUAAAAAUAGACAAAUUAUAAAAUUAAACGAGCGAUAAUAAAGCUAUAAAAAUAUUAUGUCUGAUGACGAAGAUAUACCCAAUUUAGUUCCCAUAGAAAAUGAACGUGAAGGGGAUAAAGUGCCUAUAACUGUUAUAACAGGUUUCCUAGGUUCUGGUAAAACUACCUUGUUAAAUUAUAUCUUAACUGAACAACAUGGGAGGCGAAUAGCUGUCAUACUUAAUGAGUUCGGAGAAGGUUCAGCCAUUGAAAAGUCAAUGUCAGUUGGACAAUCGGGAGAAUUGUUCGAAGAAUGGUUGGAAUUGCGUAACGGCUGUUUAUGUUGUUCAGUAAAAGAUGUCGGUGUGAAGGCCAUAGAGAAUCUUAUGAAAAAGAAAGGGAAAUUUGAUUAUAUUUUACUUGAAACAACUGGUUUAGCUGAUCCGGGUCCAAUAGCUUCAAUGUUUUGGUUAGACGAUGAAUUGUGCAGUGACAUUUAUUUAGAUGGUAUAAUUACAGUUACAGAUGCCAAGUAUUGCUUGCAGCAUCUAAAAGAGGUAAAACCCGAUAACGUUAUUAACGAAUGUAUACGUCAAAUUGCAUUAGCUGAUGUUAUCAUCUUAAAUAAGACGGAUUUAGUUGAUGAAGUAUCUUUAAGUGAAUUAAAAAAUGAAAUAAAGAUAAUAAAUAGUAUGUCAACAUUAAUUGAAACACAAUACUCAAAAAUUGAUGUGGGUGUAAUAUUAAAUUUAAACGCCUACGGUACUAAUUGCCCGGAUACUUUGACAAUAUCAACAGGAGAAAGUCACAUUGAUCCCUUGGUAACAACGGCCACUUUUGAAACUGGCGGCUACAUUAACAUUGAAAAAUUAGAGAGUUUUUUUAACGACCUACUCUGGGAGAAAAACUAUAAGGAUUCGAGUGGAAAUAUUAUUGAAAUUUAUAGAAUGAAGGGAGUUUUCUCAGUUAGAGGCGAUGGGAAACGACAUAUUGUACAAGCCGUACACGAAAUAUUUGAUAGAUCGAGAACAAGUGACUGGGAAGAAGGAGAGGAGAAGAUUAAUAGAAUAAUUUUCAUUGGCCGAAAUAUUGAUAGAACUAUAUUGAAAAAUUCUUUUCUUAGUUGCAUUUCCGACUGAUAGCUAAUCUUAUUUUUCCUAUUAAAUAAUUUCUAAUUAUGCGAUAUUUAA
Molecule: messenger RNA, 1340 nt
Organism: Dimorphilus gyrociliatus
Lineage: Eukaryota; Metazoa; Annelida; Polychaeta; Dinophilidae
Source: the annotation of a GenBank genome assembly